CCGCUGAUUGGCUGAGGACUGUAACAACUGUCAUGGCUAACCAAUCCCGAGGCUCUGAGGGAAAGCCCUGCUCUCUGUGGUAAUUCCCGGAAACCCAGGCCUGGAGGUCUCUGCAGCGUUCGCAAAGGUCUUGUGUCCUUGUCUCAAUGCUAGGGAAGUUUUUCCUGCUUGGCUUCGACCUUUAACCCUUCCACCAGGGAGUGUCCCCUAACACAUCCAAACAACAAGACAGAAAGGCCCAAGAAAAAAGGUCAAGAUGGGGUUUAUGUUGUCAAAAUCUAUGAAUGAAAACAUGAAAAAUCAACAGGAAUUCAUGCUUAUGAAUGCUCGACUUCAGAAAAAGCUGAACACAUGCCAGAAGCUUGGACAGAACCUUCGGAUCACAUGCAACCAUGAACUCAGGAAGCAGAAAUUCAAUAUCAAUAUUUAAUAUAUCAAUCAAGACAAUUUCACUGCCAAAGUGACAGAUGGGGAUAACUGUCCAGAAGGAUCUGGAAAGGCAGUUACUGCUGCAGAAUGAAAUGAGGGAAAGACAAAUGGCUAUGCAGAUUGCUUGGUCUCGAGAAUUCCUCAAAUAUUUUGGAACAUUUUUUGGCAUUUCAGCCAUCUCUCUGACAGCUAGAGCAAUAAAACAAAAGAAGCCAGCCUUCUUCAUUCCUAUAGUUCCAUUAAGCUUUGUUUUGGCUUACCAGUAUGAUUUGGGCUAUGGAACUCUUCUACAAAGAAUGAAAGGUGAAGCUGAAGACAUACUGGAAACAGAAAAGAAUAAGUUGGAGUUGCCAAAAGGAGUGAUCACUUUCGAAAGCCUUGAAAAAGCUAGAAGGGAACAGAGUAAAUUUUUCCUAGGCAAAUGAAUCUGUGUUUACCCACUGUAUCUCAAAGCACAAAAUUAUUGGCUUGAAUCAUGAUCUUUAUAACUUUUUAAAUGCUCAAGAUUUUGAUAUAAUGGAUUUUAUUUUAAAAUAUUACAAUGCAAGGUAAGAUUUAUGGGACUAUUUUAAAAUAAAAUUUGUAACAUUCAACACAAAAUCAUGUAGGUAUUCUAACUUUCAGACUUUUAUGUGUGUUACAAAUGUCUAAAAAUAAAAUUAAUAAAUUAUUGUGUUUUGAA
Molecule: messenger RNA, 1111 nt
Organism: Cavia porcellus (domestic guinea pig)
Lineage: Eukaryota; Metazoa; Chordata; Mammalia; Rodentia; Caviidae
Gene: Plgrkt
Product: plasminogen receptor with a C-terminal lysine
Exons: 7
Coding region: 468-854 (128 amino acids)
Biological process (GO): positive regulation of plasminogen activation
Cellular component (GO): plasma membrane
Source: RefSeq, a predicted model, not a curated record